AUGCUAAGUCACGCUCUACCGGUCGAUGCGUUUAAUCAGGAUGUAGAUCUCGAGGGAGCAGAGGCACUCCAUAUCGGUCUAUUUGCAGCAGCCGCCAAAGAGCAUUAUGUCAGGGCCGGUGAGAUUAUCGAUAUGGUCUGUGACAACAAAGCACCACCCAUCGGGUUCGACUACCAUGCUAUGUCACUGGACCAAGCACGGGCAAAAGCCAAAACGGCGGGUUGUUCACUCAGUGCCUUGAAGUUUGAACUGUUCCAGCAUGUGUGCAAGCACUUUCGGCCUCAAAGCACAAUUCCCUCCUGGUACAGACCCAACGAGUCCUUUGACGCCAACGACAUAUUCCCCACUGUCAGCCCGAGAGGUCACGUCGGCGAGCGGCGCCUGGACCACUCUCUUAUGGCUCAGGCUUCACAGAGGAAACUGGACUUCGGACAGCUGGAUAAUGUUUCAUCUCUGGACCAAGAACGUAAACCUACGUCUUCCACUUUUGCCAAUGAGCCCGCCCAGUACCUCAAUCGAAAUGUCAAGAACCCGAGGGCACGGAAGGGCGGACAGGCCAGCCGGAAGCAGAAGAGACACUCGGCUGCGUCGCUCGAUGAAUUAGAAAGCAGAAAAGAAGAGAAGUAG
Messenger RNA from Neoarthrinium moseri, 627 nucleotides. RefSeq lists its product as uncharacterized. The transcript is spliced from 4 exons. Bases 1 to 627 code for a protein of 208 amino acids. NCBI's taxonomy places the organism in Eukaryota, Fungi, Ascomycota, Sordariomycetes, Amphisphaeriales, Apiosporaceae. The record is from RefSeq and is a predicted model, not a curated record.